CCCUGCUGCUGCUGCUUGGCUCGCUCGCCUCCUGUCGCUACCUAUGCUAUUCUUGCGCCGCGGCUGCGCUCGCGGUUCCUACUCGUGAGCACUGGAUGUAUUUACUGUGUAUGCAGCCAUCUCCAUAGACACAACACUUGCGCGCGCCCCUUCCGCAGCCACGCAUGCAUGCACGCACGCCAAUCAAUCCCAAUCAAUCACUCAAUCAGCAAAACAGUCAGCUUGCAACCGCAAGACAAGACAAAACAAGACAGGACAAGGCAACGAGGCAGCAGGGAUGCAGAUAGCGCACGCCCGGGCCGUGACAGCCACGCGCGCUAGGGAGAUUCGCUGCUCCCGAGCGCCCGGGAAGAGUAGGGAUGGCAGUGGUGGCGUGUCCGUUUCGUCAACACCGGGACCUUUGCUCGCGCUCCCGCUCUCCUCCAGCCUCUGUGCGCAAUGUUAGUUACGGGGCCUGUCUCAGCCUCGCACGCAUGGCUCGCUCGCAAAUCUCUCACGCAAAUCUCGCAAGCAAGCAACCAAGCAACCAAGCAACCAAGGCACGCUUGCUCGUAACCCUGUACGAACGUCUUGUUUUGCUUGCGCCGUAUUGCAGGACUGUCGUGCUCGCCGAGGGCUUGUGCGCUGCUUUGAGCGGUUUGAUAAGGCUGUCUGGCUUAGAGUUAGGGGUGUCGUGUUUCGUCUGCGGCUGCCGGGCUAUUCUUACGCUGGGGGUAAUGAAUCUUCCUGCUGGCUUAAUUGUUUUUCCUUUCGAGCUUGCUCUGUCUGGCUGCUGUUUGUGUAGAUGCCCCGUCUACACACAAGCUAUCCUCGCCUCUAUGCACCACGCCUCCUCUCCACCACAACCACACACUAGUUAUCAAACAUACAAGCAUACGCAUAGAAACACUUGCACAAGCACUCAUCCACCUACGUAUUGUAUAGUACCAUCCCAAAAACACGCCCACUAAACACCACCCGCAUAGCCAACCCCUCCCCAAGCAAUCAAUCAACCUCGCACAAACAAGAUCCUCCCCCGAAACACGGCAUCGCAGCGCAUCGCACUCAAACACCGCCCCCGCCAGCCCCUUCCUCCCCGAAACACACGCACGCAAAAGCAAGAAAUAAAC
This is a messenger RNA of Aplosporella prunicola CBS 121167, 1109 nucleotides long. RefSeq lists its product as uncharacterized. The transcript has a single exon. The record is from RefSeq and is a predicted model, not a curated record. The coding region runs from base 360 to 950 and encodes 196 amino acids. NCBI's taxonomy places the organism in Eukaryota, Fungi, Ascomycota, Dothideomycetes, Botryosphaeriales, Aplosporellaceae.